UUGACCCACCUAUAUGCAGAGUGGUAUCUCCAACUUUAAACCUUUGAGCUUCAGUGAAAGGAUUUGACAUCUCAAGCUUUGUCAAAUGACAUUCCUCCGGGGCAAAUUCUGACCACUGUCUGCUGGCUCUGAAAAUGUGAGAAGCGCGGUAAGUGGUCGUUGUAUGACCGACUGCGACCCACCCCUGGAAUGUGAGAGGUGACAGCCACGAGGCCAAUCCUACAACCGUCUUGCUUCUUACCUUGUGAGCAGUUUUUAGUCUCUUCAGACAUGAAAGACAGGAUGGAGGAGGCCCAGGAUGUGUCGGGGAGACAGGGGACGUGUACAGGAGUACUGCACACUGAUGUCGUCAUCAUAGGAAAUGGACCCUCGGGUAUCUGUUUGUCGUACCUGUUGUCAGGGAACUGGCCGUACGUGAAUAACCACCCCCAUCCCAACUCCAUCCUGGAGCGCAAGCUGCGAGAGAAUCCUGAAACAUCCAUACUCCAGCAGGACCUGCAGUACCUGUCAGAAGGGCUAGAGGGCAGGUCUAACAACCCGGUUGCCCUGCUGAUGGACACCCUGUGCCACCCCAACGCAGACCUGGGAAUGGAUGAGCCCUCCUGUCUGCAGUGGAACCACCACCCAGCCCGGAACAUUCCACAUGCCGUCCUGGGGAGGGGACUGCCUGGAGGGGCUUGGCAUAACAUGGAUGGCUCCAUGCUGACGCUCAGUCUGGGAAACUGGAUGGAACUUCCACAGAUGGACUUCAGACAGUGGGCUCAGCACCACAGAAGUGAGAAGCAGAAGAGGACUUGCAUGCGAUGUGGGCAAACUCACUGCGUUAGCUUGCCAAGAUCUGCGCACGGCGGGGUGAACUGUGCGCGGCAGGACCGGGCGUACGUGUCGGACGUGGCGCAGUACUACAGCGACUACGUGCGGCACAUGGGCCUGGAGAGGAACUUCCUUCCCGGCUCCACCGUCACGUCGGUCCGCCGGCUCGUGGUCGACUGCGCCUUCAUCAACCAGGAGAGCGGCGAACAGGAGGCCUCAUGUCAGCUGCAUCGGCCCGAGUGCUGCCGGACCAACAUGUGGGAGGUGCAGGGCGUCCUGCAAGUCGGCGACGCCCAGCAGCCGUUCUGUUACCACGCACCUCACGUCGUCAUGGCAACCGGAACCACCGACAUCCCCAACCGCCUCGACGUGAAGGUCGCGGACCAAAACAUCGUCGCGCACGACCUCAGGGAGAUCGAGAAAGCGAUCGCGAAUAAGGAACUCGACGAACACUCGGACCCGGUGAUGGUGGUGGGGGCGGGGCUGACCGCCGCGGACGCCGUCCUGUGCCUGCGCUCGUGCAAGGUCCCCGUGGUGCACGUGUUCCGCAGGGAUGCGAAGGACCCGGGCCUGAUCUUCCGGACGCUCCCGGACGGCUUGUACCCCGAGUACCACAAGGUGUACCAGAUGAUGAAGAGCAAGGACGGCUACCCCGGGUACAAGAGCUACCCCAAACACGAGAUCCUAGAGAUCAGGGCGGGCAGAAAAUGUGUCCUUAAGGGCCCCGUACGGAGAUGUCUCAUCGGAAGGAUCAUAGAAGGUUCGGAGAAGGUUGUCCAAGUCUCCAAAGUCCUUGUGCUCAUCGGUGCAAGGCCGAAUCUGUCUUUCUUGGGCAAUAACGGGAUGGACUUAGCAGUAGAUAGCACCAAACCGGUCUCGUGUAAGAAGAACCCAGUGGAUGUGGAUCCGUACACAUUUGAGAGCGCUAAGGCGCGGGGUUUGUACGCCGUAGGGCCGCUAGUGGGGGACAACUUUGUCAGGUUUGUGAAGGGAGGACCGUUGGGCAUCGCGAGUCAUUUGGUGAAAACGAUGACGGACACUAAUAACUUUUCCAAUAGGCUGUAAGAUGGCACUACAACUUAGAUGUGCCCCCGGAAAUUUGAUACCAUAGCUCCUUCAGGAAGGUUCCACAUCUUUGCUCCCAUCAGUUAGAUACCUUUCAAAAGUUAGAAGCUGGUGGGUUAUGCCAAAUGGCAGUUAUACCAGCUAUACACAGAUACAUACAAUGUAAUGUGGAAUCUCACCAACUUUUGCAAUAUAUAGUUACCAAAUUUUCUCAAUGUAUCUCUCUCAGCACCAGGUAAUGCAAACUUAUGCCAGUAAAAAGUGAGACCUUAAAAUUUAACUUGGUCCUUUGAGUCAAGCACUGCCAAGUGCAACUCUGUCCAUAGACGCUUUCCAAUAUUGUGUAAUGUGUUUCCGAAAGGCAACUGGCUUUACCAUGAAUGUUGUACAUAUUUGGCAUGGUUUUUGUCUUUAUCAUAUAAGUUUGUUUCUGUUGUCAGGUUUUCCCUUAAGUUUGCACUGGACCAGGUUUGGAAGAGUACAGAAUCCCGAUGUAAUGUUUGUGGAUGUUUUCCCUCAGGAUUGUACAAGGACAGACGAUCAGAACACCCAGAUGCCAGCCAGUAAUGUAAAUUUGAAACUUUCGGGGUGGUUUUGUUUUCGUGGUGACUUCUCUACUGUACUUUUCCAACGUAUGCCAGUACUGUACUACUUUACUGUUUCAACUGCAAAUUUGCAAAAAAUGGCCUUUUUCUUCCCACUGCUAAAGUAAAUGAAUUUACAGCAAUCACAGAAACUCUCAAGGUGCUUGUUCUGAUGAGUGUAGCACCUUGACUUGUAAAUGACUAUAAUUAUAAAUUAUCAAUGAUAAUAAUAUUUACACACUUGGUGGAAUUUGUGGCAUAUUUGAUCAUAUCAUAUCAUAUACUGAUAUAGUCCUACAAAUUAUAUCAUUAUGUAAUAUAAAGGUGUAGGUAAGAAUUGCUUGUCUGGUUUUACUUUCCUUGGUUGACAUUUUUAUUUGCCAGUACUAGUGUUCUUAUUUAGGACCAUAUUAUUGUACAAUGUACAUGUAUCUUUGGAAAGAUGGACAAAACUAUUGGUGUAUGAACUUGUAAUCAAAUUAAUAAAAAGUAAUGGGAUGCAAAGAUGUCUAUAUAAAGAUAAUGUGUACAUAUUAAAAUCCAGUGGAGACAAUCCAAAGAAAGAGAUAUAAUCAUGGAAGUGAUUUGUUGGAAAGAGCAUGAAUGAAAUUUUGACUAGCUGUUGUAUAGUUAGUACCUGUGACUUCUAGUACAAUAUUCAUACCCUACCACGGAUGCAUCUUUUGUAUACAAAGCUCAAAAAUUUCUACUACAUCUGAUCACUGAAAUGAACAUAGUAUGUGUUGUGAAGGUCAGAAUAAAAAUUUUCCUACACAAUUUUGUAUCAAAAA
Messenger RNA from Branchiostoma belcheri (Belcher's lancelet), 3253 nucleotides. RefSeq names its product oxidative stress-induced growth inhibitor 2-like. Bases 271 to 1878 code for a protein of 535 amino acids. NCBI's taxonomy places the organism in Eukaryota, Metazoa, Chordata, Leptocardii, Amphioxiformes, Branchiostomatidae. The record is from RefSeq and is a predicted model, not a curated record. The transcript has 8 exons.